CAGAGUUCACUGGGCGGAUUCUCACCCUGUCACCAGAAAGUGGACUAUCUGGGUCUUCAUGAAAGAUGCUGUGAUUUUGAAAUCAGGUCACCUGGAGCCUGGGGCUACCCCAGCCCUCUCAGGGCAGACUUCGGAAGUGAAAGAGACAGUGGUGGUCAAUGUUAUUUGAGCUGGGUCAGCAGGCCCUGGAACUUCCUGAGUGCACGAUGCAGAAGGCUGCUUACUAUGAAAACCCAGGACUCUUCGGAGGCUAUGGCUACAGCAAGGAGACCUAUGGCUAUGGCACCCCCCAUCAGCCUUACCCACCCCCUGCUGCUGCCAGCUCCCUGGACACUGAUUACCCGGGCUCUGCCUGUUCUAUCCAGAGUUCCGCACCUCUGAGAGCCCCAGCCCACAAAGGAACUGAACUCAAUGGCAGCUGUAUGAGGCCUGGCACUGGGAACAGCCAGGGUGGGGGUGGUGGUAGCCAGCCUCCUGGCCUGAACUCAGAGCAGCAACCACCACAACCCCCUCCUCCGCCACCAACCCUGCCCCCAUCCUCGCCCACCAAUCCUGGAGGAGGAGUGCCUGCCAAGAAGGCCAAGAGUGGGCCCAAUGCUUCUGGCUCCUCAGCCACCAUCAGCAAGCAGAUCUUCCCCUGGAUGAAAGAGUCCCGACAGAACUCCAAGCAGAAGAACAGCUGUGCAACUGCAGGAGAGAGCUGCGAGGAUAAGAGCCCGCCGGGCCCGGCGUCCAAGCGGGUGCGCACGGCAUACACCAGUGCACAGCUGGUGGAGCUGGAGAAGGAAUUCCACUUCAACCGCUACUUGUGCCGGCCGCGCCGCGUGGAGAUGGCCAACCUGCUGAACCUCACCGAGCGCCAGAUCAAGAUCUGGUUCCAGAACAGGCGCAUGAAGUACAAGAAGGACCAGAAGGCCAAGGGCAUCCUGCAUUCGCCGGCAGGUCAGUCCCCGGAGCGCAGCCCGCCGCUGGGCAGCGCCGCCGGCCACGUGGCCUACUCCGGCCAGCUCCCGCCCGUGCCCGGCCUGGCCUACGACGCGCCCUCGCCGCCCGCCUUCGCCAAAUCUCAGCCCAACAUGUACGGCCUGGCCGCCUACACGGCGCCGCUCAGCAGCUGCCUGCCACAGCAGAAGCGCUACGCGGCGCCCGAGUUCGAGCCCCACCCCAUGGCAAGCAACGGCGGCGGCUUCGCCAGCGCCAACCUGCAGGGCAGCCCGGUGUACGUGGGUGGCAACUUCGUCGACUCCAUGGCGCCCGCGUCCGGGCCCGUCUUCAACCUGGGCCACCUCUCUCACCCGUCUUCGGCCAGCGUGGACUACAGCUGUGCCGCGCAGAUUCCCGGCAACCAUCACCAUGGACCGUGCGACCCUCAUCCCACCUACACAGAUCUCUCGGCCCACCACUCGUCUCAGGGACGCCUGCCCGAGGCCCCCAAACUGACGCAUCUGUAGCGGCCGCCGCCGGCCGGAACUCGCGGCGCUAUUACCUCUUUUGCUUUGGUGGCGGGGGUGGCGGGCGGGGCCCGCGGGGUAGCUCGGUGACCCCCCUCCCUCGCCCUGGCCCGGUCGCCGCCUCCCGGAUCUCGGGCCAACAGCGGCCGAGACGCAGGCGACUGGGCCUCCCCUCCAGGCGCUCCCUCCUUUGGGUGACUCGCCAUAAAUCAGCCGCACGGAUUCUCCUCUGUAACCCUGACAGUGCCAUAUACUGCGGACCGAGGGACUCUAAUCUGGUAAUGGUGUCCCGAAGGUAAGUCUGAGAUCCAUCCGCGGCGCGCUGUGCAGAGGGACCAGCGCCCGGACAGCCCCGGGCCUGGCCCGAGUCUAGCUUAGUUGCGGAGACCUUAAUUUAUAUGCUCCUUCCUGUCCCGUAAGGAUUGCAACGGACUCAACGAUCUGUAUUUAUUAUUUGAAGCGAGUCAUUUCGUUUCUUUCCCUGAUUAUUUAUCCUCGUCUUAAUGUAUUUAUGUGUAUAUUUGUAGAAUUCUCCAGCCAAGCUUAGGAACGCGCUCCCAGGCCGCGUGGGCCACGUUUCACCUCUUUAGUCCCCUUGGUCUGAACUAGUUGAGAGAGUAGUUUUUGAACAGUUGUAACCGUGGCUGGUGUUUGUAGUUGAUGUAAAGGAUUAAGACCGCAAAUUGUCCUUUCAUGGGUAGAAUCAGGCGGCCCCGCGGCGUGGCACCACACCCAGUUACUCAUUUCUGAACAGCCGCAGCCCCUCACCACUCGACACAGUUUAUUGAUUUCAAAUUGUCUGGUACUAUUUGAACAAAUAUUUAGAAUAAAAAAAUUUCUCAGUCCGAAGUGUAUCUGUGUUAAUCACGCACACUUGGAAGUAGAUCACUUUGCCUUUUAUCUUUCGCACAAUCCCAACAGAAGGCCCCCAAAUAGGCUGACUCUUUGAUAUAUAUAUAUAUCUAUUUUUCCAUUAUUUGGAAUCUGUACACGAGCUGGUUCUGGGGAUACUGAUUACACUGCAGCAUUGACCUGAGGGUUGGAGGGGGGGGUGGGAAUCUGAGGAUGCAAGCCUAGAAACAUCCUGGAUGGGGUAAUUUGGGUAGGGCUUUGUGCUCUGCCUGCUGUGCUGUUUCCAUCACCCUCUUUUUAGACACAAAUCGACUUUUUUUAGAUUGCAUUUACAUUGGGGAGGCCAGCGCUCACUUUUCUGCGCUAAUAACAAAAUAAACCUUAAAAGAAAACUGACAAUCAAAGAAAAGACACAAGUAAAGUUGUAGGAAGAUCUGAGUUAUGAAAAAGCUAAGGUGCACAAAAAGAAACGGUCAUUUGUAGACACGCACCUAAGCUUUUUCUUUAGGAAAUGCUGUCAGGACUUUUUCCUUUUUAAUGGUUGGUGGUUCAUUUCUAAAGUAAACAAACGUUGCCCCACGAUGUAAAGUAAUAAAAGUUUCAUUAAUGGAACAUAAAAAGUAUAAACACCUUGUUUAUUCCUGUUUCUUUGUACAAAACGGGCAAAAAUGUCUUCAAGUGUUUAUAUCCAUUUUGUAAAUAUUAGCAUGGCUUUAGCCAGGGGCGGACAACGUCCACCCACUUCUCUAUAAGGAGACACUUGGAAAGCGCCUUCAGAUAAGGUUCGAUUCUUUUGUAUUUCAGCAACGUCGGCCCACGCAUCUCUAUUUGGUUUGACAAAUAAUGCAACUCCUACUACAUCCCCCGGUGACACGAGGUGAAAUUCCCAUUGUGUGCAAAUAAUUAACUUCUGAUCUUCUGGUGGAACAACAAUCGUUUCUAUUUGGAUGUUUGUGUUUUCGCUAAAUGAUGGCUCAAAUAAUAUUUAGUUCCUUGUUCCUUUGUGCUGUUUUUUUAAAAUGGCAUGUUAGAUUGGGGGUGGGAGGGGGCUAUUCUUUUGCUCAAUUUUCACUUUAUCUGAGCAGGUUUAGGGUAUCCAUGUUGUAGAAGUGUAUCAACAGAAUAAAUGACUUCAACUGAAGGGAUAUUUUACCCACUUCCAAGGCUUAACAUUGUUUUCUAUGAGAUUUGCAUCCAUAGGCAGAAUUUCUAAUUGUCUUGUAAGAAAUUAUUUUUUAAGCUAUUAGGGAAGUCGAAGAAGAGCUUGCUGCCUUGCAGGGAUUACAACAACCUUUCUUAACUGGCGAAAUAUUAAAUAGAUGAAUUAUCAGGCUGUUUAGAUUCAGCCCGGUUUUUCCCUCAUCUCCUCUUCCUACCAUAAAUAAUAAUAAAAAUACAUAAUGCAUUAUGGCUCCAGGCGUUUUUCCAGCGCGGUGUGUUACCGCAGGAGUUAUCUGCUGAGUCUGCGGGUGUCUGCGAAGGCCCCAAGUGUCAUCUGCGGCUUAGGGUUUCAUGGAUUAGACUUUAAACGGUGUCUGGCCGGCUGACAUCAGCUUCCCUCUCACACCGAGGCUCCAAAGAAGUGUGGGGUUGGGGGCCCGGAGGCGCCCUCUCUCGUGGGGUGGGGAG
Molecule: messenger RNA, 3932 nt
Organism: Mustela erminea (ermine)
Lineage: Eukaryota; Metazoa; Chordata; Mammalia; Carnivora; Mustelidae
Gene: HOXD3
Product: homeobox D3
Exons: 3
Coding region: 159-1451 (430 amino acids)
Biological process (GO): regulation of transcription by RNA polymerase II
Cellular component (GO): nucleus
Molecular function (GO): RNA polymerase II cis-regulatory region sequence-specific DNA binding; DNA-binding transcription factor activity, RNA polymerase II-specific
Source: RefSeq, a predicted model, not a curated record